Molecule: messenger RNA, 4898 nt
Organism: Salarias fasciatus (jewelled blenny)
Lineage: Eukaryota; Metazoa; Chordata; Actinopteri; Blenniiformes; Blenniidae
Gene: kpnb1
Product: karyopherin (importin) beta 1
Exons: 21
Coding region: 291-2999 (902 amino acids)
Biological process (GO): protein import into nucleus
Molecular function (GO): small GTPase binding
Source: RefSeq, a predicted model, not a curated record
AUCCCUCCGCGGGAGAGAAGCGCGCGGCCCUUUCCCUCCCGACAGCACGCGAUGAUCGGGCGGCGCUGAAUCUCGAGACGCGAGUCUGCUUACCGGCACCGUGAACCUCUCCCCGGACCACCGAGGGACCCUCCGCGCCCAGCGAACCCGCCCCGUGCCCGGCACCGACCGAGAUCCGUGGAAGAAAAUAAUCCGGCUGUGGGCGCUGCGCGGCAACCGAACCCGUCCGAGUGAAGCCGACAGGCGGCCGAAAGUGUCCGAGCGAAGACGAGAGGCAGCCGCGGGACGGAAUGGAGCUCAUCACUAUCCUUGAAAAAACCGUCUCUCCAGAUCGGAAUGAACUGGAGGCGGCUCAGAAGUUUCUGGAGCAGGCGGCCAUCGAGAACCUGCCCACCUUCCUGGUGGAGUUGUCUCGGGUCUUGGCGAACCCCGGGAACACCCAGGUGGCUCGUGUGGCCGCCGGCCUGCAGGUGAAGAAUUCCCUCACGUCCAAAGAUCCCGACGUGAAGACGCAGUACCAGCAGAGAUGGCUCGCCAUCGACGCCAACGCCCGUCGAGAGAUCAAGAACUACGUCUUACAGACUCUGGGCACGGAGACGUACCGGCCCAGCUCGGCCUCGCAGUGCGUCGCCGGCAUCGCCUGCGCGGAGAUCCCCGUCAACCAGUGGCCCGAACUGAUCCCGCAGCUGGUCGCCAACGUCACCGACCCGUCCAGCACCGAGCACAUGAAGGAGUCCACGCUGGAGGCCAUCGGAUACAUCUGCCAGGACAUCGACCCCGAGCAGCUGCAGGAGAACGCCAACCAGAUCCUGACGGCCAUCAUCCAGGGCAUGAGGAAGGAGGAGCCCAGCAACAACGUGAAGCUGGCCGCCACCAACGCGCUGCUCAACUCGCUGGAGUUCACCAAGGCCAACUUCGACAAGGAGACGGAGCGACACUUCAUCAUGCAGGUGGUGUGUGAGGCCACGCAGUGUCCGGACACCAGGGUGCGAGUCGCCGCCCUCCAGAACCUGGUGAAGAUCAUGUCGCUCUACUAUCAGUACAUGGAGACGUACAUGGGCCCGGCGCUGUUCGCGAUCACCAUCGAGGCCAUGAAGAGCGACAUCGACGAGGUGGCGCUGCAGGGCAUCGAGUUCUGGUCCAACGUCUGCGACGAGGAGAUGGAUCUCGCCAUCGAGGCCUCAGAGGCCUCGGAGCAGGGCCGGCCCCCGGAGCACACCAGUAAAUUCUACGCCAAGGGGGCCCUGCAGUACCUGGUCCCCAUCCUCACCCACACGCUCACCAAGCAGGACGAGAACGACGACGACGACGACUGGAACCCCUGCAAAGCGGCCGGCGUGUGCCUGAUGCUGCUCGCCACCUGCUGCGAGGACGACGUGGUGCCGCACGUGCUGCCCUUCAUCAAAGAGCACAUCAAGCACCCGGACUGGCGCUACCGCGACGCCUCCAUCAUGGCGUUCGGCUCCAUCCUGGAGGGACCCGAGCUCAACCAGCUCAAGCCGCUGGUUCAGCAGGCGAUGCCCACCCUGAUCGAGCUGAUGAAGGACCCCAGCGUGGUGGUGAGGGACACCACGGCGUGGACGGUGGGCCGCAUCUGCGAGCUGCUGCCGGAGGCGGCCAUUAACGAGGUGUACCUGGCGCCGCUGCUGCAGUGCCUGAUCGAGGGCCUGGGGGCGGAGCCCCGGGUGGCGUCCAACGUGUGCUGGGCCUUCUCCUCUCUGGCGGAGGCGGCGUACGAGGCCACGGACGCGGCGGAGGACCAGGAGGAGCCCAGCACCUACUGCCUGUCCUCGUCCUUCGAGAUCAUUGUCCAGAAGCUGCUGGAGACGACAGACAGGCCCGACGGGCACCAGAACAACCUGCGCUCGGCCGCCUACGAGGCUCUGAUGGAGAUUGUGAAGAACAGCGCCAAGGACUGCUACCCGGCGGUCCAGAAGACCACGCUGGUCAUCAUGGAGAGGCUGCAGCAGGUCCUGCAGAUGGAGUCGCACAUUCAGAGCACAUCAGACCGGAUUCAGUUCAACGACCUGCAGUCGCUGCUGUGCGCCACUUUACAGAACGUGCUGAGGAAGGUGCAGCACCAGGACGCCCUGCAGAUCUCCGACGUGGUGAUGGCGUCCCUCCUGCGGAUGUUUCAGAGCACAGCGGGCUCCGGGGGCGUGCAGGAGGACGCCCUGAUGGCCGUUUCCACGCUGGUCGAAGUUCUGGGCAGCGACUUCCAGAAAUACAUGGAUGCCUUCAAACCUUUCCUGGGUAUCGGGCUGAAGAACUACGCCGAGUAUCAGGUGUGUCUGGCUGCGGUGGGUCUGGUGUGCGACCUGUGCAGAGCUCUGAUGUCCAACAUCCUGCCUUACUGUGACGAGAUCAUGCAGCUGCUGCUGGAGAACCUCGGGAAUGAGAACGUGCACCGGUCGGUGAAGCCUCAGAUCCUCUCUGCGUUUGGAGACAUCGCUCUGGCCAUCGGAGGGGAGUUCAAGAAGUAUCUGGAUAUCGUGUUGGACACACUGCAGCAGGCCUCCCAGGCCCAGGUCGACAAGACGGACUACGACAUGGUGGACUACCUGAACGAGCUGAGGGAGGGCUGCCUGGAGGCGUACACCGGCAUCAUCCAGGGCCUGAAGGGAGACCAGGAGAACGUCCACCCGGACGUGAUGCUGGUCCAGCCCCGGGUGGAGUUCAUCCUGUCCUUCAUCCACCACAUAGCGGAGGACGAGGACCACUCGGACGGGGUGGUGGCCAACGCAGUGGGACUCAUCGGCGACCUGUGCACAGCGUUCGGUAAAGACGUGAUGAAGCUGGUGGAGGUCCGGCCGCUCAUCAACGACCUGCUGACGGAGGGCCGGCGCUCCAAAACCAACAAGACCAAGACCCUGGCCACCUGGGCCACCAAGGAGCUGCGCAAGCUGAAGAGCCAGGCCUGGUCAGAACACACACACACACACACACACACACACACACGGCUCUGUGAUGAGAAAUCAUGCACCACUCUGACAGAGUGAUGGAUAACACACUCUCUGAGAUCCCCUUCUCUUGCUCACACACACACACUUCCUCCCUCUCUGACAUCACUUCCUGUUAAAAACCAGGUUCCGGCGUUGCAGGCGGUCGCCGUUCAUGUUUGCUUUUUGCGUGUAAAUUUUUAAAGCUGCCGUUUCUCACACAAAGUAGUAACACUGAAAACAAGUCAUUCAUGCAAGAGUCACGGGGCGGCCAUUUUGGAUGACAUCAUCAAUCUCCCAUGAUUCUCAGUUCCCCUCAGUUGUGAUUUUGGAGUGUUAGGAUGCAUAUUCAUGACUUUGAGUUUCAUUUCAGAAAACAGUUUCCCUUGCUGUGCCUUGACCUGGAAAAACAAAUGUUUAAACUAUUUCCUGAUUAUUUAAACAAAAUGAAUGCGAGAGUUUACAUUCCGAUGGGCGGAGUUCACUUUACGCCGGUGGCAUCUCCUGGUUUCCGUUUGGGCCAGUCUUCUUCGACGCUGCAUUUAUCAGCCGAUCGUUCAACUUCUUCCACUCAAAAUGAAGACAGAGGUUUGUAAUGUUCAUCAGAGCCACGCUUGAACUGUGUGACAGAAUGUGGGGGAAAAAAAUCCAGGAAAUCACAAUCAAAAUUGUGGGAUUUUGAAAGAAUUUAUGGUGGGAAAUAAGCAUUCGGUCAUUUACAAGAGUUCAGUUCAAUACUUUGUCACUGCCAUCAAUGGUCAUACUACAGACACUUUGCCCGCUGGUGUGUUUGGGAUCACUGUCAUUCUGGAGGAUCCAAGGUUUUAUGUUGUGGUUCAUAACAGGAAGUGACAUCAUUCUGAGGGGCGGAGCUUAAAGCCGUGCCAUACAGUCAAAGGAAGGCUGAAUUCGUCCUAACUGUACCCCCCCACCCCCACCCCUCCCCCCUGUGUUUCAGAUGGUUGCCGUGGCAGCACACAGUUUGUAGAGAAUCUGAGACAUCCGACUGGAACGAGCUCGUGUUGUUUGUCGGUCGCAGAGCGUUUGAGCUGAUGAAUGUCUGUGUGAGAGAGAGAGAGCGAGUGAGAGAGAGAGAGAGAGAGAGACGCGUGUGAGCGAGCGAGCGAGAGACCAUGACAUCCCCCCCUCCCUCCCCUCCUCCCCCCCAGGACAGGACUCUGACUCCCCACCCCUCCAAACAAACAACGUCCUCCCACAAUCCACCUCUCUCGCCGUGUAGCUGGGCUCUCCUACGACAUCACAGAGGCGUCACGGCCUCGCCGCCCCCCCGCCGUGCCGGGGGAGGAGGGGAUGACAAACCUGACGAAACCGGACUUUCUGGGAGUGAGCGGCGAGCCGAGCGACUCGGUGGACGACAACUUCUUCUGUGGAAAGUUUUUUUUUUUUUUUUUGGCUCUUAUUUUUCUUUUUACUUUUUUUUUUUUUUUUUCCUAAAACUCGUCACUAAAUCGUCGGAGGAGACGAGACGGCGAGCGCCGCCGCCGCCCGCUCAGUUUCCCACGCUCUCGUCCAAUCAACGGCAGCACUAAAUUCCCUCAGAACGAAAGCGGGGCAGCGUGCGGAGGAGUGCCAAACGGGGACGGCGAGCACUGCGGGCAGGCAGGCAGGCAGGCAGGCAGGCGGGCGGCUCGUGUUUUUUUGGGAACGGGUCUCACACCAUUUUUGCUUGUUUGAAACAUUCAGUGAAUUGAAGACAUUUGUAAAAGGUUCUAUUUUUCCAUUGCUGAUGAAAAGUGAAACAAUAAAGUGCUAUGAAACAUUCCCCCGCCGUUCUUCCUGUCGUCUGUCGGACUCCUGGACUCGGAACUUUGGGACUCUGCUGAUUGGACGCUGAACUCUUGGCCGCCGCCCACUGUCGGUUUGUUUACUCAACGCCACAAAGAACCAUGAUUUUUGUCCUUUUUUUUUCCUUUUUUUUUUUUUUUUUUUUUUUUUUAA